AUGUCAAGAGGCGGAGGAAGAGGUGGUAAGAGAAGAGAUGGCAAUUCAUUGACGUUUUCGUUGGAAUCGAUUGGUUUGAGUCGAGGAGAGAGUCUUCCGCCGCCGACUCUCACACCGCCUCUCAAUUACCCGUCGAUUGACGCCAAACCCCUACCCCUCGACCCCCACAACGAGAUCGACAACUAUUUGCUGACAUUGAAGCAGGAGUUGAGACAAUCGUUGAUGACAUCCAAGUAUUACAUCAACGCAUCCAAAGAGAAGCCACAGAUCGAGAGGUAUUCAGACAAAUACGAGAACAUCGCUAACGACUCGUCGCUCAACGAUAAUGACAUCCAAAUCGAUUGGAGAAUAUUUCCCACAGAAUUGUGUCCAAAGAAAUCAAAGAUCAAGAAAAAGGCCGAAAAGAAAGUGAAUAAAGAUUUGGACAAAACGUUAGACAAAUUAGUAGAAGAAGAGAAGGACGACAAAAGUGAUGAUCAGAAAAGCGAUGAAGAGGUGGACAACGCUUCCGACGCCGAGAAAGUGGAAGAAGUGGAGGACAUCGAAGAGGGAACUGAUUAUACCUUCUCCUACUUCGACAACGGAGAGGACUAUUUGGAUGAAUCGGAUGACAACUUGGAUGAGGGGCCGACGUAUUGA
Medioppia subpectinata is the source of this 639-nucleotide messenger RNA. NCBI's taxonomy places the organism in Eukaryota, Metazoa, Arthropoda, Arachnida, Sarcoptiformes, Oppiidae. The record is from the annotation of a GenBank genome assembly.